GCUUCAACUUCACAUCGGGGUACUACAUCGGGAGACGCUCCUGUCACCACGAAAACCUUUCUCUAAAUCAUUAGGGAGACGGGAUAAGCGCUUACAGAUCCGCCAAUUGGCUUUUAAUCGAUGGAGCUAUUCGUGAGAGCACGCGAGCCGUUUAAGGUGAGGUCUCGUUAAAGAUAGCAGUUUGUGUGGGUUGCCGUCGGUUUCGGUGUAGUGAAAGUGACUGCACAGAUUAAAACCAGACCUGCCGAGCUUCAACUACAGCGUGUAGACCCGUGGAGAUAUCUCAAACAUCUUUUUCUGCAUCUCAGAGCGAGGAGACAGCCGGAUAAAGGUGACCGGACAGUUGACCUAACAAGUUUUUGUGAAGGAUUCUGGGGGGAACCGAAUUUAAAAAAUGCCUGUGGCAACAUCCAGCUCUGACUCCGCCAUGCAUCAGGCCCUGGACACACUGAGUGACAGCACGAGUUCCACGACUGCCAAUGACCUGGACCUUAUCUUCCUUAAAGGCAUCAUGGAGAGCCCAGUGGCCCAUGAGCAGUUUGAAGAACCCAAGCUGGAGGCAGUGAGGGAGAACAAUGUGGAGCUGGUCCAGGACAUCUUGAAGGAGCUGAGCCCACUCACACAGAGGAGCCAGGCAGCCGACGAGCUGGUCCGCAUCCUAAAGGAGCCUCACUUCCAGUCCCUGCUGGAGACCCAUGACUCAGUGGCUUCCAAAAACUAUGAAACUCCUCCCCCAAGUCCCUGCUCUUUCAUGGAUGCAGCCUUAAACAACCAGCCUGUUCCUCCAGAUGCAGUCAGGAUGGUGGGAAUCAGAAAAGUGGCUGGUGAGCACCUGGGAGUAACCUUUCGAGUAGAGAGUGGUGAGCUGGUCAUUGCAAGGAUCCUCCACGGUGGCAUGAUUGACCAGCAGGGUUUGCUUCACGUGGGUGACAUCAUCAAGGAAGUGAAUGGCAAGGAGGUUGGCAACGACCCCAAAGUGCUCCAGGAGAUGCUGAAAGAGGCAAGCGGCAGUGUGGUGCUGAAGAUCCUGCCCAGCUACCAGGAGCCACACACACCAAGACAGGCCUUCGUAAAGUGUCACUUUGACUACGAUCCAUCCCAUGAUAACUUGAUUCCCUGUAAGGAAGCUGGGCUGAGCUUCAACAGUGGUGACAUCCUGCAGAUUUUCAACCAGGAGGACCUCAACUGGUGGCAGGCCUGUCAUAUAGAAGGAGGCAGUGCAGGUCUGAUACCCAGUCAGCUGCUGGAGGAGAAGAGGAAAGCAUUUGUGAAGAGAGAUCUAGAGCUCACUACCACAGGUCCUCUAUGUGCAGGAAUGGGGGGCAAGAAGAAAAAGAAGAUGAUGUAUUUGACAACGAAGAAUGCAGAAUUCGAUCGCCACGAGUUGAGGAUAUAUGAAGAGGUCGCCAAAGUCCCGCCCUUCAGGAGGAAGACACUGGUUCUAAUUGGUGCCCAAGGGGUUGGCCGUCGCAGCCUGAAAAACAAGCUGCUGGUGUCUGAUCCCCAGCGAUAUGGAACUACUAUCCCCUUUACCUCCAGAAAACCAAAGGUGGACGAGCGGGACGGUCAGAUGUACUCUUUCAUGACCCGACAUGAAAUGGAGUGCGAUAUCAAAAAUGCUCGUUUCUUGGAGCAUGGCGAGUAUGAUGGUAACCUGUACGGCACUAAAAUCAACUCCAUACACGAGGUGAUAGAAAUUGGAAAGAUCUGCAUCCUGGACGUCAACCCACAGGCUCUCAAAGUGCUGCGGACGUCAGAGUUCCUGCCCUACGUCGUGUUCAUUGAAGCUCCAGAUUUUGAGGUUCUCAAAGCGAUGAAUAGGUCGGCUAUUGAGUCUGGAGUGGUCACGAAACAGUUAACAGACUCUGAGCUAAAGCGGACAGUGGAUGAGAGUGAACGCAUUAAGCGGGCUUAUGGACAUUACUUUGACCUCUGCAUCGUAAACGACGGCCUUGACGCAGCGUUCAGGAAUCUUCGGUUAGCACUGGAGAAACUGUUGACGGAGCAGCAGUGGGUUCCGGUCAGCUGGGUGUUCUGAGUGUUGACAAAAGUGUCACCAGAGGACGAUCAAACACUGGUAGCUCCAGAGGGACUUUUUCCAUGCAGUUAAUGUCGGUGGGCGUCUGUAGUGAAGGGUUGAGUGUCAUGAUUCAGUGCUAAUGACCAGCCUCAUGUAGAGCGUUUUUGUACAAACUUAGUGUUCCUCUGUUGAGCCUGUAUUUUAUUUUGAAGUUAUUUUAUUGCUAUCUGUUGAGGAGGAUUUAGAGUUGAUCCUAAGGUUUAGUGCAAUAGUGUGAGUGAGCGUGUGUGCGUUAUAAUCAACGUGAAAGUAGACUUAGAAAAGAAAAGAAUAUAUUUGGCAGGCAGCAGUGCUCUAUGAAGGAUAUUAAACUUUAUAGCCUUUCCUACUUUAUGUAGUGUAAUGUUUACAUUUGACUGGUAGGACGGAUUUGUUAAAGGAAAGAUACCAAAUGUCAUAUUUGUAUUAAAUUCUCUCUAUUUUACCAUGUUAUCUUAAAGUAUGAUUGUACAUGUCCAGAAAUGUGCUUUAUCUUGUAUGUCUUCACUCUUUUCCAAACUGAACAGCAAUAGAUAAUUUAAAACUAAAACAUAAAUGCAAUACAUGUACGCACACGCUCACAAGACACGGAUAAAUACUUCACACAAUGAGAACAUUUCUCAUUCAUCAAGUCUAAAAUCUGUUUCUUUUAAAUGUCAAUUAUUUGUUGUCUUUCGCCGGUGUUUGUUGGACAACGAAAGGAUCAAUCAUAUGGAUCAAAAAUGUCCAACAGCUGCCUGCUUGAUUCUGUUGGAGUUGUAUUUGUAGCACUGAGAACAUUUAAACUCUCAAAGAAAAACAAUAAAGAAAAACUGAAGAAGACGUAGCCUACAGUAUGCACUGAUUGUACAAUGAAGGCAAACAUUUUCCUUUUUAUUUCAGGUUGAUUGAAGCUUUGAUUUUUGGAUGUUAAAUAUUCAUCAGUGGCUUCAGAUUUAGAUUUACUUUUGCCUUAACGUGGUUUCAGAGCCAAGGAAACACUCAAUCACUGUUCCGUCUUAGAAAUAGGAAACAUAACACUGGUAACUUCUUAAAUAUAUACUCUAUUUUCCCUUAACGUGUAAGAAGAAGUGUACUGUAAUAAAGAUAAUAUAGUCUAACAUAGAGAAACACAUGGUGCUUUGAUGAUUCAACUGGUGUUUAGAUGACUACACUGUAGUUUGAUGUUCGUACAAAAAUCUAUUAAAAUUUAACAUGUUGAGAACAACGCUUCACUGUCUACAGUUAAUACUAAUUAUUUUAAAGUUUAAAUUACAGCUUUAUAAAAAAUAAAUUACCAUACUCAAACAUUGAGACUUAAGUUAAAAUGACGUGCAGGCUGUAGGUUCAUGGUGUAGCCUCUGUAGGUGUGGGUGGUUGUGGGUGCCGGCUGAGGAGGAUGAUGGAGUUGGUUGCAUCCAGUGAUGGGGUGCCAGUGGCAGCGUUAUCGGAUACAUCUCAUAGGCGGGUGG
Messenger RNA from Cheilinus undulatus (humphead wrasse), 3510 nucleotides. It is a transcript of the gene mpp2b, whose product is annotated as membrane palmitoylated protein 2b. Lineage: Eukaryota; Metazoa; Chordata; Actinopteri; Labriformes; Labridae. Gene Ontology annotation, molecular function: protein binding. Bases 395 to 2038 code for a protein of 547 amino acids. The transcript has 13 exons. Gene Ontology annotation, cellular component: cell-cell junction; plasma membrane. The record is from RefSeq and is a predicted model, not a curated record.